UCGACGACCCAAAUCUCAAAUCUCCGAAUCUCAGAGAGAAGAGUGGAAAGAAGAUAAUGGCAGGCGGCGGCAACAGAGCGGAGGCGGAUCGGUGGCUCGUAACCUCAGAGAAGCUACUCGCGUCCUCCGACCUCCACGGAGCCAAAUCCUUCGCGAUCCGCGCAUGCGAAUCCGACCCGACCCGAGCCGAAGCUGCCGACUACAUCCUCGCGAUCUGCGACAUCCUCAUCGCCGGAGAGAUCCGCGUGACCGGCUCCAACCUCCCCGACUGGUACUCCGUGCUCCGCCUCGGGCGCCUGACUCAGAGCCCCGAGCACGUCGCGACUCAGUACCGCAGGCUCGCUCUCCUCCUCAACCCCUCCGUCAACCGCCUCCCCUUCGCCGACAAGGCCUUCGAACUCGUCUCCGACGCCUGGCGCGUCCUCUCCGAUCCGAUUCGAAAGUCCUCAUACGACCGCGAGCUGCAGCCGAGUCAACUCGGUGGAGCGAGUUUCUGGACGGCGUGUCCGUACUGCUUCGUGCUCUUCGAGUACGCCAAGGACUACGAGGAUUGCGUGAUGAAGUGUCGAGAUUGCGAGAGAGCGUUUCAAGCGGUGAGGAUUCAGAAGCCUCCUGUGGUGGUGGAAGGAGGAGGAGGAGGAGAAGAAGAUGUUUACUUCUGCUCGUGGAGUGUGUUUCCGUUAGCAUUCUCCGGUGAGUGUAAUCAAGCUCCGAGGAGGUGGUCGCCUAUCUCGCCUCUCAUUGCGUGCCCCAAGAAGCGGAAGGAACCAGCUUCUCCGAGAGUCUUUUACGAUGACGAGGAUGAUGAUGACGUGUACGUUGCGAUCUCUGAUGAUGAUGAGGUGGCAGUGGAUACUGGGAAAGGGAAAGGGAAAGGGAAAGAACCGGUUGUUGUGUCUAGACCGGUGAGUCAUCAUAAUCAUCAUAAUGCUAGUAGGAAAAGAAGUGGAGCUGGAGGAGGUAAGAGCGUGGGGAGGCUGGAUUUGAAUGUGGAGCUGAGUAAUGACGUGGAGGAGGCUGGUGGGGUAAGUGGGAGAAGGGAGAGCAACAGGGAGGUGGAUAAUAUUAUCGAAGGGAUUGGGUUCUUUGAGGGGCUUGAUGAGUUUUUGAGUAGCUUGCCGAUACUCUCUGUUGUUGGUGAUGAUAAGAUCAAGGCUACUUAAUAUGAAACUUGUUUCCUCUUUUGUUUUUAGGUUGCGGGUGUUCUGUUCUGUUCGUUGUAGGCUUUUAGUCUUCAUGUCUCCUAUUGUUGUUGGCAUCUGUUGAUGUAUAUGGCACACAUAAGUCAAGACGUUUUUCCCUCUU
Messenger RNA from Brassica oleracea var. oleracea, 1305 nucleotides. RefSeq lists its product as uncharacterized. The transcript is spliced from 2 exons. The record is from RefSeq and is a predicted model, not a curated record. NCBI's taxonomy places the organism in Eukaryota, Viridiplantae, Streptophyta, Magnoliopsida, Brassicales, Brassicaceae. Bases 57 to 1163 code for a protein of 368 amino acids.